Messenger RNA from Callithrix jacchus (white-tufted-ear marmoset), 2803 nucleotides. RefSeq names its product IQ motif containing F3 (gene IQCF3). NCBI's taxonomy places the organism in Eukaryota, Metazoa, Chordata, Mammalia, Primates, Cebidae. The record is from RefSeq and is a predicted model, not a curated record. Gene Ontology annotation, molecular function: calmodulin binding.
GCGAGGAUAUUAGCAGGAGUUUCAUUUUAUGUAGCCUUAGCAAAUUAAACACGUUUCCUUCCACUCUUGUGUGCUAAUUGUUUUUUUAAUCAAGAUGUUUAUUAAAUGCUUUUCUUUUUAAUAACAGCAUGUAACCACCUAGUGGGUUCUUUUUGCCUGCUGUCUAGACAGAGCCAAUAUCAAGACGGGAACUGCAAUAGAGAAAGAGUUAAAUUCACCCAGAGCUGGCUCUGCAGGAGACUUGAGUUUUAUUAGUACUCAAAUCAGUCUCCCUGAAAGCUUGCGGAUAGGGGGUUUUAAGCAUAAUUUGGUGGAUAGGGGCGUUAGCAAGUAGGGAGCACUGAUUGGUCAGAUUGGAGAUGAAAUCAUAGGGAGUCGAAGCUAUUCUCUUGUGCUGUGUUAGUUUCUGGGUGUCGAGGCCACAAGACCAAAUGAACCAGUUAACUGAUCUGGGUGGUGCCAACUGAUCCAUCAGGUACAGGGUCUGAAAAUAUUUCAAGCACUGAUAUUAGGUUUUACAACAGUGAAGUUAUCUCCAGGGGCAAUUUGGGGAGGUUCAUAAUCUUGUCGCCUCUAGCUGCUUGACUCCUAAACCUUGACUCUCCCAUGCCUCCUCCCUCCCCAACAAAAGCAUAAGAGGAAAAUCUAACCACCUAGUCAAAGAUCAUCAAUAAACAGUUCCUAGAAAACAAAACAGCUGGGGAAAGAAAAGACUCUGAACAUAUGCAAGGAUGCUCAACUCACCCAUGAAAAGAUAAAGAAACAGACUGAUAACGGGUCCUUUGUGUUGGAAGGAUGGAGAUGCUUGACUCUUGUGGCUAAUUCAUUUAGUCCUGCAUAGGCAGUCUAGUCUCCAGGCAGGAAGGGGGUUUGUUUUGGGAAAGGGCUGUUACCAUCUUUGUUUCAAAAUUAAACUAUAAACUAAAUUCCUCCCAAAGUUAGUUUAGCCUAUGCCCAGGAAUGAACAAGAACAGCUUGGAGGUUAGAAGCAAGAUGGAGUGAGUUAGGUCAGAUCUCUUUCACUGUCAGAAUUUUCUCAGUUAUAAUUUUUGCAAAGGCAGCUUCAAGCAGGGAGGAUUUCCAUGGUUUUCCUCUUUGAUCUGUUAAUACGGUAAAUUAUAUCAAUAUAUUUUUCCUAUGGAAACCUCCUCACAGUGGUGGACUUUAGCCAGAUUUUAGGCUACCUGACACCUUCAGGGAAGCUUAAACUUUCUCUCUGAAGUUUUGAUAAUUGAGUCUGCUGAAACAGACUGACACAGAUUAACAGGAGAAGAGGCAUACAAAUAUAUUAGCAUGCAAGCACAUGGGAAUCAUACAAGUAUGAAACUCAAAGAAAAGUCAGACAGUGGAAGCUUAAAUACCCUCUUCAUAUGGGAGAGGAAAGUGGAGGAUGUAGACAAUUUUAGAGGAAGAGUAAAUGAUUUUUAAGAACGAUGAAUGAGCCUGAAGCACAAACAAUAGCUGAAGGCAAAGUUCUUCUAGGCUCCAGGAGGGCUGGUGGCUGUAGGAAGGUGAGGGGUGGAAAUGCAUUGCAAACAAAGGUCGUCUUCUUAGGCAGAUAAAGUCUCUUGGUGACACCCCUCAGAACAGAUGAAAAGUCUGCUUAUGCAGAUGAUCUUUAAUUUCUUCUUCAGUGAGUAUCCCUUUUAAAUUUGAUUUCAAACAGUGGAUUGAAGGCAAUUGUGUUUCUUUAAAAAAAAACUUCCCUCAGUCAGAUAAAGGAACCUCAGAGAGUUCCUUCCUGCACUUGCAGGGAGAAACAAGGGAAGAUCAGAGACCUUGAUUCUGAGGCAGUUUGGGAGGCCUUGUGAUAGUCUUUCAUUCAAGGUGCUUGGUGCGCUGAAUAGCAAUACUUUGGGAGUGUUGUUUCCUAAGCCCAACACACCUGAGCCCUUUCCCCAUGUCUGGGGACUCCCCUUCUUACCUAUCUGGGUGGGAAACAGCCUGCCUCUAAUUAUAGAACUGAAAAUACCAGUUUCUCACUUUCCCAGCUCCCUUGGCUGCUGGGACAGACAUGUGACCAGGUUUAACCAAUCAAAUUUACAUGCUGAGAACUUUCAGUCUAUAGCUUGGGAUCCAGAGAACAAGGAUGGCAUGCCCUGUGCUGGUGCUGGGAUCCUCAGCAGGCUGAUUCUGUGGUUUUGUUAUCAGGAUGAUGCUGACCUCAUAGAAUGAGCUGGGGAGGAGUCUCUCUCCCUCAAUUUUUUGGGAAUUGUUUCCGUAGGAAUGCCACACGCUCUUCGUUUUACAUCUUAUAGAAUUCAGCUGUGGAUCCUUCUUGUCCUGUGCUUUAUUUGGUUGAAAUUUGGUCCAGAUGAAGAUGCACUAGAGAGAGAGAGGCAGCGGAAGCUGCUUCUUGCACAACUGUGUCACAAAAAAAGGGUGAAGGCGGCUGGGCAGAUCCAGGCCUGGUGGCGUGGGGUCCUGGUGCGCAGGACCCUGCUGGUCGCUGCCCUCAGGGCCUGGAUGAUUCAGUGCUGGUGGAGGACGUUGGUGCAGAGGCGGAUCCGUCAGCGGCAGCAGGCCCUGUUGAGGACCUAUGUCAUCCAGGAGCAAGCAGCUGUCAAGCUCCAGGCCUGCAUCCGCAUGUGGCAGUGCCGGCAACGUUACUGCCAAAUGUGCAACGCUCUCUGCCUGUUCCAGGUUCCAGAGGGGAGCCUUGCCUUCCAGACUGAUGGUUUUUUACAGGUCCAGUGUGCAAUCCCUUCAAAGCAUCCAGAGUUCCACAUUGAAAUCCUAUCAAUCUGAAAGGCCUGGGGCAUGGAGAACAGGUUCCACUGCCCCAAUAAAUGUCUGACCAGGU